CGUAGACUUGCAUAGGACACACGUUUGCACCUCACACCGCCCCCUCCAGGGUCAGUCAGUGCGCUCGGGGACAACGUGUAGGAUGUAUCUGCGGUGUAGUGCUUUGCUCUGGCCCGGACACUAGGACACUUUGCCCGUUUAGCAGCCUGAAGAGACUUGUACUGCAGACACUUGUUGCUCAGGGAAGUCUGUAUGUGCGGCGCUGCAGCUUUGGAUACUGUACACACUGAGCCCUGCAGGCAGCGGGCACACAGAUGCAGCACAAGUAGAAGAGAAGCUGACAGCCUGGAGGACUUCACACCUCAUGUGGGGAAUGGGAAUUGUUUCACAAAAGGGGUUUUAAGAACAAUAUCAAUUUGUAUUUGUAAUGGCUGGAAAAAGACACUUUAGCACUGUGGACCAUAUGACUCACAAUAAGUUAUCUCGGUUGGAGUUUGCACCACAGCGUUCUACAGCUUGUUUUGGGAUUACAAAUCCGCAAGAUCUGCAGACAUGUCAGAACUUCAUGGCCUAUCCUGUACCUGAUAUUAAAGCGCAUGGAUCUUCUAAUCCCUGGAGCUCUAAAGUAGCAUAUCUGCAGUAUGCAGGCAGUGCCCUAAAUGAUCAUCUAAAAACUAGAGAAGCUUCACUAAAGUAUCAAAGAUCAAAUGCUGAACGACAGCAUAAACCUUUGCAACUGUCAGAUAAUACAAAUAAUCAGGUUCCACUUCAAAGUCCUGUACAUAGUUAUCAUAUGUCAUACCCACGCGCAUGCCCUCCAAUUGCAAUGCCCAGGCCUGUUUACAGAAGUCAAAACAAGUUUAUGGAUGCGGCAUAUGGUUCAAGAGGUUUUCAAUCUCUUGGUGUCUGUGUAGCAUCUCAGCCCCUAUGUCCAUCUACUGUAGAAUGGAAUUCUGCUAAAUUUACCCAUUCCUCUCCUCCUUCUCCAUCUGGAACAAAGAAGCACUUAUCUACCGCUAGCACUUACCCUGAGGUAGCUGGGAGCCCGUCCUCUCGAUCUCAGGUCUUACAGGAGCAAAGUCCUGUUUAUAGACACAGGGCUGAUAUGAGUCUUGCAGUAGGUGUUUCAUCAACAUGUUCCCAAAAAGACAUUUUCACAGAUGCCUGCCAGACUGUUGCUCAACAAAAUAUUCAGCUUCUCUAUGCUGAAGGCAAUGUACCUUUUGGAAGGCAACGAACAUCGGCCUUUACCACUCCUUCUCCACAACACAAUAGACCUAGAGCCUAUCAAGGUAGCCUAGAUUGUCGAAUGGGGAAUUUGUAUUCAAAAAAUCCUUACAGUAAUACAAUGAACAAUAUACACCAAAGAUCCUCUCAAUUUUCUUGCAAUAUGGACUUUACAGAAGUACCCCACAAUGUAAGAGGGAGUUCAGUUUAUCCUAACCGACCACAACACAUGCAUUCAGGAUAUGUGAAUGCAGAGCUGAGAGUACAAAUGUCUCACCUUGAUGGAACUGCACAACAUAGUGAGAGAUCAUUCCAAGUGAACCCAAGUACACACAAGACCAUUGAAAGGAUUCCUGAAAGCUCACCUCAGCGAAAUGAGAAUUUGUGGGCACAAUCUGGUCCAAUAAACAGAGAGCUAUGUGAGACAUCUAGCAGUGCAGACAAAGAAAUGUUAUUUGACUCAACCUCAACUAAUAGGAGUUUGCAAGAAAGGACCGUUUAUCAAGAUCCCUUUGUACGACAGAGUGUACAUACUUCAUUUGUUCAAGAAAGUAGCAGUUCCGUUAAAAUGCCAAUUGUCUCCAGUCAUGAACUUUUAUCUGGUCAACAUUCCAGUAGCCAUUCAGUUACUUUAGAGGCAUCCUCAUUGCAUAGCUCCCUCCAUUCUUUUGAAGGUGGAGCUACAGGUAUUCGAAUAGUAGAAAAUGCUACUAUAAGUAAUAGCAGUAGAUCACACCUACAUCUAGAACAUGCAGAAUCAACUGUUCCUAGCUCUUCUGUUGUGUCUGGUGUUGGCAGCCAGUAUCAAAUAAAUUAUAACAAUGUGAGAUCAGGACAUGAUAUAGCUGCAUUAGUGUCUCCAAACUGUGAACUUCCAGGCAGUAAUGUGGUAAAUGCUGAUGAUCCAAAAUCUGCUUCUACUUCUGUCAAUGAGGAUUUGAAUAUUGAUAAUCCAAAAUCCCCACCAAUGCCAGUUAUUAAUGAUGUGUUCAGUCUAGCCCCCUACCGUGCUUAUUUAGAAGGAAAAGCCCCACAUCCUUUUUCUCUAAAUCAAGAAUCCGAAGUGGAAGAUAUAGCAUCUACUUCUGCUUUCCUUGAGGCUCCUUUUUCUGAAGAUAAAACAAAAAAAGCUGAGGACAUUUCUAGUACCACUAAAGUAGUAAAUGCUGACAAUGCAAAAGUUGUAAAAAUUCUAAAUGGAGAAUGUGUGCAAACUGGAGAACAAGAAGUCUUCAUGCAAAAUAUAGGUGGAGAAUCUGUGGUUCUAGAUCUUAGUCUGAAGAAGUUACCUCAGACCAGUUCCUCUCUUUGUGCCCAGCUGGAUUUUCCUUGGUAUGACAAGGAAUCCUUGCCUGCUGUUGCUGCAAACAAAUUACCUAGUAAAGCACAAAAACAAAUUCAGGUUCAAGAAGGAUACAUGGCUUCAGACACCAGCAGAAUUUUUCACUUGGAUCAGGUAAGAGAUUCCUUUCAAGCCUCUAAAAUAAUUGUUGAAUCAAGUCAAGACAGACUGCCCUCCUUAGGCCAAGAGAAAAAACUGUCAACUGAAAACAUUCUCCCUCAGACCCCCAAAGCCUUUCCCUGGCAGCAUCAGGAGAAUUGCCAGUCUCAAGCUACAGAAACACAAAAGAACAAGUUAGGGGAAAGCUCUGUGUCCUUGGCCAGCAAUCGCAUGUCCAACCAACUGGAGUGUAACUAUUCUCGAGAUACAGAGAGAUCGCUCAGCCAGCAUCAAAAAAGUUCCUUACCUCAGAUGAUUGACCGUUUACCACAACAAUCUCAGAAGAAUCUCCCAUCUCAAGACUAUACAAGCAAACUCCAUAAUUUUCAGGACAGUUACAAAUUCCAUUCCAACAAAAGCCUAUCCUGUCAUCCUCAGGAUAGCUCUUCUCAGGUACCCAAAAGCUUGCCACAACAAGAACCUUCCAGUAACACACAUCAGACCUUAAGGACUGUACCUGUUCAUACUUCGGUACAACAUCCUAGUCUCUCAGAUGUUUCAGUCUUUGUAAAUACCAUGAAAUCCCAAACCACCAUUCUGCCUGUUAUACUUGGCUCUCACCCUGCUGUUUACUUCACUAAUACAAUAGCAUUACACACCUCCCAGCCAACAUCUGUAGAGAGACCUAUACAAAUUGCAAGAAGUUCCUUUGAAUCGUGUCAUUCAUUGUCUUCACCGUCAAGUUCAGAGAAUGAAAGUAAUGGCUUCCAAAGUUCAAAAUCAUUCAUGUUUCGGAAGUACAAAAUGAAAAAGUUUUCCUCUGAGGAACAGACUCAUAGAGUUAAUAUUGACUCUGCUGCCCAAAAUAUGUCUAAUCUGUUUUCACCUGAUACCAUGCAGUCUCUGCCUCCAAGUGCUCCUGAAUCUUCUCCAGCACUAGGGGAAGCUAAUGUAUCCUUGGCAAGUGUUGGUGAACCUUCUCUUAGUAGUUCUGAAAAGCAGUUUCGUGAACUUCAUCAUUCUGUGCACACAGCUAUUACUAGUGCUGUUGCUAGGGCUCCUUCCAGCUUGCUUGAGGACUGGCUAUCAAAAACCAAGGUUGAAGAGACCAGCAAGACACUUGUUAAGACUAAGAAUAGUUUUAGGUCAAAUGAUCACUCCUCAGACUUGCCAGGCGAAGAUAUAUGGCUUGCUUUCGAUGGAGUUCGUUUACUACUUCAUAAGCUGCUAUCCCAGUUGGAAACGUUCAUGUUUACUCGAAGAUGCCCAUUUUCACAUGUCAUACGAGCUGGUGCAAUCUUUAUCCCUAUUUAUAUGGUAAAGGAAGUUUUGUUUCCAGAGUUGUUGGGUCCUGCAGUAGAUAAAAUUUUGCAGAAGCAUAAAGUAGAACUUCGUCCCACCACUUUAUCUGAAGAAAAAUUACUCAGAGAGACUGAGCUUAAAGAAUGUCCUUCCCGUAUGUUAAAACUACUGGCCCUUAAGCAGCUUCCUGAUGUUUAUCCAGAUUUACUAUGUCUCUUUUGUAGACACACCAUACAACAGGAGCUCGGUAAAAGUACACGAACUCUAGAGAAAGAGGAGCUCAAACGAAGUGAUCCCCCAAAAAAGGAACCACACAGUGCCUCACCAAGGAAAUUAAUUUUAAAGCUACAGAGAGUUCGCAAACACUCCGGUAUCCACGUGUAUAAGACUCCAAAUCCAAAGAGUCCUCAGAAGGACGACAAAUUACAGAAAAGUCCAGUUUGUCGCAAGAAACCAUAUAGAGCACGUCCAGUGUUUACCUACAAAAAAAGAAGGCGGCGACGUACAAAUUCACGUUUUCCAAAUUUAGUAGGGAAACGCAUCCUACACUUGUUUGAUGAUGGUGAACAAGAAGUCUGGUUUCCUGGUAGAGUGCAUCGGGUGCAUCGGCGCUCACGUACCCUACGUGACACCCAGUUUGAGGUGUGGUAUGAUGAUGAGCCAGGCACUCGCUAUUUCUUAGAACUACUGCAGGACUAUGAAAAAGGCUGGCUGCAACUUGAUGGUUUAGCUGGUCCAUGUAAAAUGGUCACACAGUAGCCCAGGCAGGCCUGGAGCAUAGUGAUGAGUUGAACAUUUCUAUUUGAAAUAUUUUGUAAUUUCUUAUUUUGUGAGGAAUAUGUGAUUACUGAAAAUGUCAUUGUGCCUGUUUUACAUCUGUAACCUCCUUUCCAGGUUCAGAGGUUUCUUUUUAUGUAAAUUAUUAACCAGGUAUCCUGGAUUCCAAUGUAUUGUGUUAGCAAAUUUUGUAUUAAGCAUGUUUCUCUAAUAUAAACAAGUGCCUUAACAUCCUCCUUUACUUGUUUAGUAUUUCUAUGUAUAUGAUAGUAUGUCACUGGUUUAGUUUGAAGAGGAUAAUGUAUCAAAUGUGCAUAUCCUAGUUGAUCCAGUUGUAUUAAAGCUUUCUCCCUUUUUGAACGGCAUUACACAACAUUUUACAACAUGUGCAUGCAGUGUUGAGUAACUCUGCAUGUAUGCUUUAUCACUUUUGUUCCGGAUUUGAGAUAUAUUAUUCUUUUUUCUCCAUUCAUGUCCUCAGCUGCUUUCAAAAUUCUGAUGGUUGCUCAAGUAAGGAGAUUUACACUUUGCAUUCAUGUGUAAAGAUGUCUAUACACCUUUGAUCAGCAUCAAACCAACCCACUGAUUUUGAUUGGACUAGUCAACAUUCUAGUUUGAAGAUUCCCUCAGCCUCAUUUCCCCCUUACAUUUCACGUUAAAAUAUAAUCAAGCGUGUGGACUUUCAACAUGACCAAUCCUUUGAAUUUGGGAGAAAAACUGCCAACAGUUUCAUGGAAACGUUUGUUUUUGUUUUUUUUUUCCUUUUUUUUUCUUCCCCUCUCCCCAGUGGAAGCAAUGGAGUGUGCAUUUGUUUGUGGGGGUCAUGUUAAAUAACUGCCAGAUAGUGACAGCCAUAACACUGUCUUUUGAGCUCCAGCAAUGCAUUGCUCAAGAUACCCAAAGGCAAAUGAAUUUGGCAAUGAAUAUGUUUAGAAGAAAUCCUCAUAGAACUUAAAACUUAUUUGCAAACUUCCCAAACUUUCUAUAUAGCUUAAAAGGAAAGACUGAUACUGUUUUGGGCCUAGUGUAGUUUCUGAGCGGAAGUCAUGCUACUCCCAUUUGGGCCCUGCACUAUACUUGACACUGUAAAUUGUAUUUCUAAUGUGUGAACAAUUUUUAAAAAUUGAAGUAUGUUUGUUUGUUUGUUUUUAACGUUUUACACCUAAAUUAGGUUUACAAUUUGUAAUUUUAGAAACUUUUUAAAGGGUUUGUUGAAUUACUUGGAGUUUUUUUUACAGCUCAUUGGGAUGCACUAAACUGAUGUCCAGUACCACCACACUGGCCCUCCUAUCAGCUUUGUUUACAGUGAUUGGCUGCAGUAAUAAUGGAGGUAUACAAGCAUGUCAUUGAUCGCUGCUGCCGUGUAAACAAAGCUAACAGGGAAAACUGGAGCAGUGGCCCUGGAUGGAGCAAGGAUAAAACAGAAUAUAGUUCUUAUUGUUUAAACUGUAGGAAAAUUUCCAAAUAAGUCGGGCAUCCUUUUUUAAGGGCUAGCACAGAAGCUAGUUUACACGAAACGUAAUUGUUUACAGCAAUCUUAAAUAUAAGAGCACAUUUCAGAUUUUUUUCCAUCUUCUGUGCUGCCAGUGAUCAGUUUUUAUUUAAAAGAUGUCAUGUAACAUUCACUAGGAUAUCCUCCCACCAUAUAAUGUGGUGACUUAGUAAAGUUUCUGUGGAUGUUAGUCCACUGCAUUUAAGACAGGCAUACAUUUAGGACCAAGUUCAUAGUUGGGGUUAUUUGAACAUCUACAUUGACAGCAGCAUUAUACAGAUUUGUACCCCAUUUCCUUAUCUUUAGGAUAGCUUAUUUUUUUUUAUCAUAUGUGUUAUAUUAGCAUCUUUGUAUGAUGUUGGUAAUCUAUCAGCACAUAGUGUGGCCUAAUAGGAGAUAAUGUGCUAAAGCUAGUUAUUUUAUAUUAUGCAUAAUGGUAAUGCAAAAGCAGGAGUUGCCAACCGCCCGCAGCUUUCUUUAUGGAACAUGUGCUACAUUGAUGCCAUUCUUUAUCUGAUUGUUAGGAACCAGUUUUUAUUCAUAAGCACUACCUCCCAGUUAUCCAUAUCAAAUUAUUUUGUCACAGAGGACCAUGCUUCUCAAUCUAAUAUUGAACAAACUCUGUAUUAUACCACUUAACAAUAUCAUGUGUCCACAUUACUGAGUUGUUUUAAAUGGAAAAACAAAUUUACAUUUUCUUAUGGGCCAUUGAUGGUUUCCAUGUUUUGAGGAUUUUAUACACCAUUUUAUUUAUACACAGGGCCAAAUAAAAGUGCACUUCCAUUAAAAAGGAGGGUUAAAUUGGACUAACCCUUGUCUGUGUUUAUAUGAAAUUAUAAAAAGCUGACUUUCUCAAAGUAUUGCCUGUAAUGUGAAACAAUUGUAAACAAUGUUUUUAUGCUUUACAAGCAUACUGUAGGGAGCAAUAAGUAAGUUAAAUAUUUAACAUUAAAGAGCAA
Hyla sarda is the source of this 7138-nucleotide messenger RNA. It is a transcript of the gene PRMT2IP, whose product is annotated as chromosome 4 C15orf39 homolog. Bases 368 to 4669 code for a protein of 1433 amino acids. The transcript is spliced from 3 exons. The record is from RefSeq and is a predicted model, not a curated record. NCBI's taxonomy places the organism in Eukaryota, Metazoa, Chordata, Amphibia, Anura, Hylidae.